UAACUAGCUAAGCCGGUGUACCUUUCAGGCUUUCACUCUCUACGAAGCUGAUCGUUUUGGCCGCAGAUUUCGAUUCCGAGAUCUAAUUGAUUUCACUGGCUUUGAAUCACAAGCAAUCAAUCAAAGCCAAGCAUUCUUAAGGUGAGGAGACAUGAGUGAGAAAAAAAAUCCCUUUGUAUUCUUAGAUCUGUCAAUUGAUGGGGAUCCUGUGGAAAGAAUUGUGAUCGAGCUUUUUGCUGAUGUUGUCCCUAAGACGGCAGAGAAUUUUCGGGCACUCUGUACAGGAGAGAAGGGCAUUGGAAAGUCCACUGGGAAACCUUUGCACUACAAGGGAUCAUAUCUUCAUCGAAUAAUUAAAGGAUUCAUGGCCCAAGGUGGUGAUUUUUCAAGGGGAGACGGCAGUGGUGGAGAAAGUAUAUAUGGAGGAAAAUUUGCUGAUGAGAAUUUUAGGCUGAAGCAUGAUGGAGUUGGUCUUCUCUCUAUGGCAAAUUGUGGUUUGAACACAAAUGGAUCUCAGUUCUUUAUAACCUUCAAGCGCCAACCCCAUCUUGAUGGGAAACAUGUUGUUUUUGGGAAAGUUGUGAAAGGAAUAGAGAUUUUGAAGAAAAUUGAGCAGGCGGGAACAGCUGAAGGGAAACCUGCUCGACCUGUGAAAAUUGUAGAUUGUGGUAAAACUUCUGAAAGUAAGAUUCCGGAUGCACUUGGGAAAGAGAAAGGGAAAAAGAAAAAAUUGGUGAAGGCUCCAUCUUCUGCUGAUAGUUCUGAAUCUUCUGAUGAGCAAGUGAAAGGAAGACGCAAGAAAUCUCUGAAGGACAGAAGAAAGAAAAGAAAAAGGAGAUAUUCAUCUGAUUCAAACAGCUCUGACACGGAAUCUGAUUCUUUUUCUUCAGAUACUGAUUCAGAUUCAUCUCUAUCUGAUUCAAGUAACUCAAGUGAUGGAAGGCAUAGGAAGAGGAGGUCCAUAAAAAGAGAUAAGCACCAGCGUGGGAGGAAAAUGAAGGAUGGGCAAAGAGAGAGGAAGAGAGGCCGCCGUGACAAACGAUCAAGGCAAAGGUCUAAAAGCCUUAUUGUCAGGAGUUUGGAGAGUUCGAGUACAGAUAGUGAUAGUACUAGUACUAGCAGAAGUAGUUCUGAUGAUGAAAAAACUGAUCGUCAUGUUUCUGCUCAGAGAACAAGUAAAAAUAAACUAUCAAGGAAUCUUGAUAUGCGAAAGGAAUCCUCAACCCCUCUCUCAGUAAAAGAAACUAUUGUAGCACAACAGAAGGAUCUCAUAAAGACCACUGAGGACAACUUGUCACAUGAAGAAGGCGAACUGUCUCCAAAAAAUGAACUUUUAAACAAUGGCCAUGGCAAAGAAGCUAGAUCUGAUAAACAUGCUAAUCAGCAUUCCUAUUCAGAUGACUCCAGUAAAUCCAGCAGAAGUCCGACUCCCAAAAGAAGGUCAAGACACAGUCCAAGCACAAGUCCAAAAAGAAGUCCUGAUAGGAAGUCUGUUGAGCAAAAUCAGGGAAGGGCUUCUAGGAGUGUGCUGGGAAAUCCUGCACGCAGAGCCCCCGAACCGUCUUCCUCAAACCAUGGCCGGGUUGUGUCAAGAAGCCCUUCUCUGGAUGGCACUCCAAAGCGCAUCAGAAAAGGGCGUGGCUUCACUGAGCAGUACUCGUUUGCACGUCGGUACCGUACUCCAUCUCCAGACCGUUCACCUCGAAGUGCCUACAAUUAUGGUGGAAGAAAUUUUCAUGAGAGGAACCGUGAUAGGUAUUCAAGCUAUAGAAGGUAUUAUGAGCAUUCGACACGUGGACGUGAUCGAAGCCCACGGGGAGGCAGAAGCCCUCCCAGAUACGGUAGCAGGAGAAGUCGAAGUAGGAGCAGUUCUCGCAGUCCAGGUGGUUAUCGAGGUGAUUACAGGAACCAUAACCGUAGCCGGAGUCCAAUAGAUAAUCGACCUCCAGUGAGUGAUAGAUUAAAAUCUCGUCUUGGUCCCCGAAUUGAUGAUCAGCCCUCUCCAUCAAGAGGAAGGUUGAGAUCCAGGUCCAGGAGUCGUGGGUCCCCUCAGUCCAGAUCUCAUGAUGCUGCACCACCAAAGCAUAAUGGCAGAAUGACUUCUGCAUCUCCCAUCAGGUCUAGCUCAAGAUCAAGCUCCCCAUCUGGCCAAAGGGGGUUGGUUUCCUAUGGAGAUGCCAGUCCUGAUUCAGGGUCAAGAUAACUUCUUGUGCCAUCUUAGUCAUGGUGGAGUGGUAAGGAUCUAAUCACAGUAAACCUGCCACCUCUGAAUGAAACCGAUUGAGAGAGGGAUUUUUUUUUUUUUUUUUUGCCUUGUAAUUUGAAUUUGCUUGUGCUCGCAUUUUUCGUAUUUUCUUUUUGAGCGUUAUCAAUUUGAAUAACAUGCUCUAUUAGAAAACUAGGGUGACAACUGCAAUGGAACCAUUUUUCUAGCAUGCUUGAUGAAUUUUGAAAUAUUGCACUGGUCAUCAGGUCUUU
Messenger RNA from Corylus avellana, 2478 nucleotides. RefSeq names its product Cyclophilin-like peptidyl-prolyl cis-trans isomerase family protein. Gene Ontology annotation, cellular component: cytoplasm. Lineage: Eukaryota; Viridiplantae; Streptophyta; Magnoliopsida; Fagales; Betulaceae. The record is from RefSeq and is a predicted model, not a curated record. Gene Ontology annotation, biological process: protein peptidyl-prolyl isomerization; protein folding. Gene Ontology annotation, molecular function: peptidyl-prolyl cis-trans isomerase activity; cyclosporin A binding.